Prionailurus viverrinus (fishing cat) is the source of this 1503-nucleotide messenger RNA. It is a transcript of the gene ZCWPW2, whose product is annotated as zinc finger CW-type and PWWP domain containing 2. Lineage: Eukaryota; Metazoa; Chordata; Mammalia; Carnivora; Felidae. The record is from RefSeq and is a predicted model, not a curated record. Gene Ontology annotation, molecular function: zinc ion binding. Gene Ontology annotation, cellular component: nucleus.
AUGGAAAAAGAAAAAUUGGAUGUAAUAGUAGAAUACUGUAAUGCUGCAAUGGAUUCCUCAGCGGAAAACAGUAUGUACGUAAACAAAUUGUGGGUUCAGUGUGAGUAUGAAAGCUGUUUGAAGUGGAGAUUGUUGUCAAGUGAGGAUGCAGCCAGAGUUGAUCACAAUAAACCAUGGUACUGCUUCAUGAACACUGAUUCAAGAUACAAUAAGUGCUGUGUUGCUGAAGAAGACUUUCCUGAAGAGUCUCAGCUUCAUCAAAGAGGAUUUAAGAUUGUCUAUUCACAACUCCCUCUUGGAAGUCUGGUUUUGGUAAAAUUACAGAGUUGGCCAAGCUGGCCAGGGAUACUUUGCCCAGAUCCUUUUAAAGGGAAAUAUGUGACCUAUGACCUGGAUGGAAAUGUUGAACAGUAUCACGUAGAAUUCCUGGGUGAUCCCCAUUCAAGAUCAUGGAUAAAUGCAACAUUUGUUGGACAUUAUAGUAUCACAUUAAAGCUAGGAACAUGUACGAAGAAAAAGAAAUGGUAUAAAAGUGCACUACAAGAAGCAUACCUUCUCUAUGGACAUUCUCACGAGCGAAGACUGGAAGUGUGCCGCCUAUCCAAACAGGAUAAAUCCAAAGCAGAUGGCAAAGUUGCUGUGGUAGCCAAGAAAAGGAUGCAAGUUUCCAGAAACACUACUGGCAAAAAGAAACCAAAAUUUAGAAGAAGGAUAAGGAAACCUAUUUUAAAAUACUCUUUCGAAAAUGUUUGUUCAGAUGAUGCCAUGUCAAAGGAAAAUGUGGUUGUCUCUGAGACAGAAGUUUUACUAAAAGAGCUGGAGCAAAUGCUACAGCAGGCACUAGAGCCCACAGGAGCGCCUGAUGAGUCUGAAGAGGAGCGUGGAGAAGAAGUGAAUACAGGAGAAAAGUUAUCUGAAUGCAGCCCUGAAGUUCCUGCAGGCGGUCCAUUUGAAAACCACUAUGAAGAAGACUGUCUUGUAAUUGAUGGGAUGAAAUUAAAAGCUGGAGAAUGUAUUGAAAAUAUAACUAACAAGUUUAAAGAAAUAGAUGCUCUAAUGUCUGAAUUUUAAGAAGAGGAAUUAAUAAGUCAGAGUGUCUACACAGUUGCAAGGCUUUUUGUGGCUAUCAUCUAUUAUCUUCCACCAGAGGGUUCGCCUGUGUAACCAUCAAAAUUUCUCAAACAUGACAGACUCUGACCUCUAAGCCUGGGUCAUAAAAGACAUUGUGGCUUCCACUUUAUUCUCUUUUUGGAUCACUCAUCCAGAAGUAGUCAACUGCACGUCAUGAGGACACUCAAGCAGCCUUAAAAGAGGUCCACGUGGUGGAACUGAAGCCUUCUGCCAACAUCAGCACUAACUUGACAGCCACCUGACUAAGCUCUUCUGGAAGUAAUGCUCUGGCACCAGUCAGGCCUUCAGAUGACUACAGCCCAGGCCAGUAUCUUGACUGCAACCCCAUGAGACACUCUGAGCCAGAAACGCCCAGCUAAGCACUCCUCAAUU